UGGAAAUGGUGCGAGAGACUGAAGUGCUUUCCUACCAUAGGGUCAUAGCAGCAGCCACCAGUUGUACGUUUGCUUUCGUGCAUUACAUCCCGAUAACGCAGAAAAACAACUGCUUAAAAUUUAGUACCAUGGUCCUCAAUCCGUUGAUCUUCUAUACCGUGACUACAGUUGUCUUUUCAAUGAUGACUCGGUAUAGGUAA
Acanthoscelides obtectus is the source of this 200-nucleotide messenger RNA. The record is from the annotation of a GenBank genome assembly. Lineage: Eukaryota; Metazoa; Arthropoda; Insecta; Coleoptera; Chrysomelidae.